This is a messenger RNA of Moneuplotes crassus, 479 nucleotides long. The record is from the annotation of a GenBank genome assembly. NCBI's taxonomy places the organism in Eukaryota, Ciliophora, Spirotrichea, Euplotida, Euplotidae.
UCAAUAAUAAUUGAAUUAAGAUGGACUAUUUAUUGGGCGAAACUUUCCUUAGGGGAUUAGACACCAUCGACCUUGAAGAGAUGCUGCACUCUAAAGAGUUUGUAGGAAUAUAUUUUGGAGCUCAUUGGUGUCCACCCAGUAGGAGUUUCACAACGGUACUCAAGAACACCUAUGAGGAGAUAAACAAUGAAGAAAAAGUCUUUGAGGUCAUUUUUGUUAGCUUUGAUGGGAACGAAGCUGCAUUUGAACGUAAUUAUAUGGAUAUGCCCUGGUGAGCUAUAGGAUAUAAUGAUUCCAGAGCUAAGCUGUUCAAACAGCAGUUUGGCAUCACUGGAAUCCCAACCCUAGUCAUCCUUAAUAAAAAGGGAGAGAUAAUUACAUAUGAUGGUAGAGCUGAUGUUCAAAGUAUGAGGGCUGAAUGUAUUGAAGAGUGGAGAAAUACUCAGAUUUAAUCAAGCAAAUUCAAUAAUUAUCCGAAA